Messenger RNA from Haemonchus placei, 543 nucleotides. NCBI's taxonomy places the organism in Eukaryota, Metazoa, Nematoda, Chromadorea, Rhabditida, Trichostrongylidae. The record is from the annotation of a GenBank genome assembly.
UUGUUCACUUCCAGAGCUCAACAUGGCCAAGCCAAGCCUGGAAGGCGAAAGGUUGACAAGCAAGUGGCUGUAGACGGCCAUUGUCAGAGAGAAAGACGUGAGACGAAAAAGCAGUACCACGCAUUUCCUCCCGAAAAAACCACCGUCGAUGCCAUACACGCCCCUCGCUUUCUACCAGCUAAGCAUCGCGAGAAACAAAGACCGAUACAUCCUCUAGACUCGAAGAAGGCUUUCGUUCGCUCUCCUCUUAUAUGGAGAACACCAAGCCUAUGCAUUACUUCCACUACCAAUUGUUGUUUCAUAGAUACCAUUACAAGAAAUCUCCAGAAGCCGGCUCUAUGGACGCUUCCUUAUGCAGAUGACGUGAUGCUUACCCGCAAAGACAAAAGCGAGUCCGAUCAACAGGUCAAAAAGGCCUGGUACUUGACCACCGAUCCGAGCGAGCCAGGCUCUACCAAAGCAAUGGUACUGAGCUCGCAUGGACAACAACAGUCAAGUACCUUGGAUCGGCAACUGCCUGUGACGGCAGCCUGGGGUUUUUGA